This is a messenger RNA of Electrophorus electricus (electric eel), 2566 nucleotides long. It is a transcript of the gene slc5a8l, whose product is annotated as solute carrier family 5 member 8, like. Gene Ontology annotation, molecular function: organic acid:sodium symporter activity. Gene Ontology annotation, biological process: propanoate transmembrane transport; sodium ion transport. The record is from RefSeq and is a predicted model, not a curated record. NCBI's taxonomy places the organism in Eukaryota, Metazoa, Chordata, Actinopteri, Gymnotiformes, Gymnotidae. Gene Ontology annotation, cellular component: membrane; extracellular exosome.
CUUUGCAGGACAAUAGACCCUAGUAUUUCUUUAGCACAUUGAACUGCAACAGAUACAUUUACCUGCAAUUUCUCUUUAUACGAUAGAGAUGUUGACCAGAUUUACUGGAUACCACUUGUAAUCAGUAGUAUGCUAUGAGGAUUUCUUUGACUUUCAUCUCCAUUGGAUGGAUUUUGUUUGAUUUAAACUGAAAUGUCCAUUAACUUUUUGGGUGCUAAAACACUUAACAGCAAAACACCAAAGAAAGCACACCACAUCUGGUUAAUAUAUAACCUGAGAGAAACCGAGUUUGUAUUCAACAGCUGAAAAGUGGAUUUUGAAAGCUUUAGUGUUGAGUUUGUAGCUAUUCACCAUUCACGAGCUAUGCCUGUGGGUGGAGGUGCUGUGGCUAUCUUCUCUGUCUGGGACUAUGUGGUGUUUGCUGCCAUGGUCCUGGGAGCAGCCGUCAUUGGCCUCUUCCAGGCCAUCCGUGGACGUAAGGGGAGCAGCAGUACCGAGUUUCUACUGGGUGGGAGGCAAAUGACAGCUGUGCCAGUCGCCAUGUCACUCACCGCCAGCUUCAUGUCAGGGAUUACUGUGAUAGGCACUCCAUCUGAGGCAUACAUCUACGGCACUCCAUUCUGGCUUUUCGCCUUUUCCUACACCAUCAUGUCCACCAUCAGCGCGGAGAUCUUCGUACCCCUUUUCUACCGUCUGGGCAUCACUAGCACAUACGAGUACUUGGAGAUGCGUUUCAAUAAACUUAUUCGAGUGAUUGGAACAUCUAUGUACAUAGUCCAGACAGCUUUGUACACAGGCAUGGUCAUCUAUGCCCCUGCUCUUGCACUAAAUCAAAUCACCGGUCUGGACCUCUGGGGUGUGCUGGUAGCCACAGGGGUUGUCUGCAUUGUCUAUUGCACUCUGGGAGGUCUGAAAGCGGUGAUAUGGACAGAUGUUUUCCAGAUGGUGAUUAUGCUCUCUGGCUUUAUGGCGGUCAUCACUCAAGGGGCUGUGCUCCAAGGAGGCUUUGGAAGAAUCUGGGAUGACAACUAUAAAGGUGGACGCCUAGACACUUUUAGUUUUGAUCCAGAUCCUUUGAGGCGGCACAGUUUUUGGACUAUUGUUGUUGGUGGCAGUGUGAUGUGGACAUCAAUGUAUGCCAUUAACCAAUCACAGGUGCAACGCUAUAUUUCCUGUCGAACUAUGACUCAUGCUAAAAUGUCUCUGUAUGUGAACAUGGUCGGAUUAUGGGUCACUGUGAGCUUAGCCAUGUUCACUGGCCUCACCAUGUACUCCAUCUAUAAAGACUGUGAUCCUCUUACUAACAAAGAUGUUGGUGCUUCAGACCAGCUGCUGCCAUACCUGGUGAUGGACAUUCUAGCAGAAUAUCCAGGUGUUCCUGGAUUGUUUGUUGCAGCUGCAUACAGUGGAACAUUGAGUACUGUGUCAUCCAGCAUUAACGCUCUGGUGGCAGUCACUGUGGAGGACUUUGUGAAGCCUAUGUGGCCUAGCCUAAUGGAGAAACAGGUAUCCUGGAUUAACAUGGGACUGAGUGUGUUCUUUGGGGGAUUGUGCAUUGCUAUGGCAGCCAUUGCUUCCCUAAUGGGGGGUAUAUUGCAGGCUGCUUUGUCCAUAUUUGGUAUAAUUAGUGGACCUCUCCUGGGCCUGUUUCUAAUGGGCAUGUUUUUCCGCUGCGCUAAUUCCACUGGAGGUCUGGUUGGCUUGAUCACAGGACUGAUAAUAACACUGUGGGUAGGCAUUGGUGCUCAGGUGUACCCUCCUCUACCCACUAAGACCAAACCACUGCCCCUCAGUGUAGCUGGAUGUGAUGCUGAUGAGAUAAAUAUAACUACUGCACUGCCAGCAUGGUCCAGCUCAGUCCUACCAACCUCAGACCCAAGUGUAAGACCAGUUCUUGCAAACUCCUGGUAUUCUCUAUCCUACCUGUACUUCUGUCCUCUGGGCAUGCUGGCAACCAUGACCAUCGGGCUAAUAAUUAGUACCAUCUCAGGGGGCAAUAAACAGGAGAUGAUACGGCAAGAGCUGUUUAUCCAAAAGGGAGACUUCAUAUGCUUUAGAUGCAGUAAAGACACUGAGAAUCCUGACUCAAACUUGAUUGAGAAGGUAGAGUCAGACAAUACUUAUGGACUGGACAACCCACACUUUAGUGAUAUGGAACUGGAUAUAAAAGAGAAGGAUCAAGAUAAGAUCACCAAGCUCUAGGAUUCCACUGAUGCACGACUUUUUUUAAUUAUUAUUUUUUAAAAUUCAUAAUACAGUAAAUAUUGGUUUGUAUAUUCAUCUGUUGGAACUCCAAACUUUUUCCCUGAUGCAAAAGCCACAGAAAAAAUCUUUGUAACUAGUUAACGCAUUUUCCUUUGGGAAAAGGAGCCAAACACCAAAUUAUUAUACAAAAACUUCACAAAAAAGGCAAAAAUGUAAUAAUGUAAAGAAACUCUCAAACACUUAGUUAGCAACUGAUUGCUCAACUCAACAAAGUGUAUGUAUUUUUGUACUGAGUAUUUUAUUUACAAUUUGCAAUAUUUACAAAUUAAGUAACUGUACAGUUUUAUAAUGAUGAAAUUAA